Messenger RNA from Pectinophora gossypiella (pink bollworm), 1918 nucleotides. It is a transcript of the gene VGlut, whose product is annotated as vesicular glutamate transporter 1. Gene Ontology annotation, biological process: monoatomic anion transport; regulation of synapse structure or activity; transmembrane transport. The transcript has 13 exons. Gene Ontology annotation, cellular component: excitatory synapse; synaptic vesicle membrane. Gene Ontology annotation, molecular function: L-glutamate transmembrane transporter activity; neurotransmitter transmembrane transporter activity. The record is from RefSeq and is a predicted model, not a curated record. Bases 119 to 1918 code for a protein of 599 amino acids. NCBI's taxonomy places the organism in Eukaryota, Metazoa, Arthropoda, Insecta, Lepidoptera, Gelechiidae.
CUACGCCGAGCGCGCGGGGAGCGACGAUCGACAGACGCUGCUACGGACCUGCUACGCCAAGGAACUAAAAAAAAUGUGUUGGUAGUGUGUGGUGGUGGAUGUGGCAGCAGGCAUCGCCAUGCAGGGGCUCGCAGCCGCCAAGGAGAAGGCCUCCGGCAUGUUCGCCAACAGGCCCCUUCUGUUCAAAAACACACAAUAUGAGAACUUCCAUGUGGAACAGAAGGGAUAUACUAUGUACGAUGGCGAGGACCUGGAGACGCCGCCGUCGCCUGAUAGGCCUCCGCCACGGAAAAUAGAUCAAUACAUGCGAGCCGAAUGCCCGUGUCUAAGUGCCCGCUACACCGUGGCGCUGCUAGCAUGCUUCGGCUUCAGCAUCAUGUUUGGCAUGCGAUGCAACAUGAGCAUGGCCAAGCUCAAGAUGACGGAGAAGCACAACACCUCUGACGGAGUAAAAGAAGACACCCCGUUCAACUGGACAGUCUCCGUGGAGUCGUCGAUAGAUGCGUCAUAUUUCGCCGGCUACCUCAUCACGCAGGUUCCCGGCGGUUUCCUGGCCUCCAUGUACCCUGCUAACAAGAUCUUCGGCGUGGCCAUUGUGACGUCAGCGGUGUUCAACAUGGCUAUCCCUGGUGCCAUGUCCGUCGGCCCCGCUGCCGUCGUUAUGCUCAAGGUUGCUCAGGGGUUUGUUGAGGGCGUGACGUAUCCAUCGUGUCACGGUAUCUGGCGGAUGUGGGCACCUCCCCUCGAGCGGUCUCGGCUGGCAACCCUGGCGUUUUGCGGCACCUACGCGGGCAUCGUCAUCGGCAUGCCAUUGUCUGGCAUUCUCACCGACUACAUCUCAUGGGAAGCGCCAUUCUACUUCUAUGGUGUGUCUGGCGUUGUAUGGUAUCUCGCCUGGCUGUGGUUAGUGUUUGAGAGGCCCAGUAAGCAUCCUCACAUCACGGGCAAGGAGUUGACCUACAUAGAACAAUCAUUGGGGACUAACACACAAGCACCAAUGCCUGGCUUCUGCGCUACUCCUUGGAAGGAAUUCGCUACUUCACCUCCUGUUUACGCAAUCAUCGUGGCUAAUUUCUGUAGAACAUGGAAUUUCUGCUUGCUAGUUAUAUUCCAAUCUGCAUACUUUAACACGAGGUUCAAUAUGCAGAUUACAGAGUCCGGGUUCGUGGGCGCCAUACCACAUCUGAUUAUGACGUCACUAGUGCCUAUUGGUGGGAUGAUAGCCGAUUACCUUCGAAGGAACAACCUUAUGACGACAACGAAUGUGAGGAAGCUGUUCAACUGCGGAGGAUUUGGUCUUGAGGCGUUCUUCUUUGUCCUCGUCGCUUAUGCCAACAACAAGUAUGUGGCGACAAUAGAGUUGACCCUUGGCGUAGCCUGCAGUGGUUUCGCCAUAUCAGGGUACAAUGUAAACCAUCUGGACAUCGCUCCGCGGUACGCGUCCAUCCUGAUGGGGCUGUCUAACGGCAUUGGGACUAUUGCCGGGUUCAUUGUGCCGAUUGUGAUCGAUUACAUGACACAAGAGAAGGAUAAGCACGAUAAAGCCAUAACGGAGUGGCGCGCGGUAUUUCUGAUGGGUGCGACAGUGCACUUCAUAGGGAUCACCAUCUACGGAAUCUUCGCGUCCGGAGAGCUGCAGCCCUGGGCCGAGCCUCCGCCCUACGACGAACCCGUUAAGUCUCUCGAUCAUGAGACAAGCUUCAUGGAGAAGUCAUCAGCGCCACUUAAAGGCGCGGAGCCUCCCGCAUACGGGUCCAUAGCUCCGCCGCGCCCGCCCGCGCCCGGCGGGACGAGCGGCGCGGGCGCAGAGGCGCACGUGCCCAACAACCCGUUCGUUUCGGGAGCGCUCUACCAAGCCGAGCCUGUCCAGCCCCCAGCGCACACCUAUCAGGACCUCACUGACGACGGGACUUAUUAG